Molecule: messenger RNA, 2960 nt
Organism: Mastomys coucha (southern multimammate mouse)
Lineage: Eukaryota; Metazoa; Chordata; Mammalia; Rodentia; Muridae
Gene: Rab3il1
Product: RAB3A interacting protein like 1
Exons: 13
Coding region: 1055-1996 (313 amino acids)
Biological process (GO): exocytosis
Cellular component (GO): Golgi to plasma membrane transport vesicle
Molecular function (GO): guanyl-nucleotide exchange factor activity
Source: RefSeq, a predicted model, not a curated record
CAGAGGACCUGACCUUUGCCAGGCAGGUAGGAGAGACCAGACUUGGCAGAGGGCAGUAGGCAGUAGGCCCUGCAUUGGGCCUGGCAGACCUGGCUGCUGUCUCCAGGUUCUGCACAGGGUGCCUGCUAGCCCACUCUCCUCCUCUGGGCCAAUCACAGAAUAAACACAGAAGAAACCAAGAGGUGGAUUAACACAGCUGGACAGGGAGGCAGAGGACAUAUAGUGCCACUCCAGGGACAGGAAGGAAGACAGUCAAUACCUUUUUCCUGACACCAGGCAGAUCUCAUUGCUAAAGCUCUAGGAGACUGACAUAAUAACCUCUGACCCUUUCAGAGGGACAGCAGGGACAAGGUGAGGGAGGGAAAGGCUGGGAGACAAGUCCUGGCACCAUCAAGCCAUAUCCCACAAGUACCAAUGAAAUAAUACAGAACAGACCAGAACCAACCCAGAAAGAGGCACAUGGUGAGAAUUCAGCACAACCUGGGGGAAAGCUAGGAUUUCUAGUCGUGUGGUGCUUCAUGGACUCUACCCUGCAGAUGCCAGCCAGAUCCCCAUAUACCAGAGGCCAUCUCGCCUGAGUGUUUUGAGGAAGAGCAAAGAUGAUAUGUGACUCCGAGGCUGAGGGUCCGGUUGCGUCAGGGUGGUAGGAGAUGGACCCCCUUUCUGCACAUCCUGUUUUCUGCUAAUGGUUUCCAGGUAUAUCUUGUCCAGCUCAUAGCCCACAACCCAGGAAGGAGGCCCAUGUCUUCCGCUGCCCGCUGAGCCUCAGGAGUUAAUAAUUAAGGGUUUAAGAAGAUAGAAGCCUGUCUGAGAGGCCCCGCCCGGCCGCUCUGCUCCUGCUCCUGAGAGAUAGCAAAGCCCACCCCAACAAGACGAGGGCCUUCCUGUGGGCCUCUCUGCUCUCUCAGUCCCCUGGAAAAACCUGGGCCCCAGCAAAGGUAACAGGGAGUCCCCAGGAGGCCUGGUAGAAGCCUCCACUUCCUGGGAGGAGACCCAGGGUGAGGAACACCCAGCAGCUGCUCCACUGGAUGUGUCACGCCUGCGCAGCUCCUCCAUGGAGAUCCGAGAGAAGGGCUCUGAGUUCCUAAAGGAGGAGCUAUACAAAGCCCAGAAGGAGCUGAAGCUAAAGGAUGAAGAGUGUGAACGGCUUUGCAAAGUGCGUGCACAGCUGGAGCAGGAGCUGGAGGAGCUGACAGCCAGCCUGUUUGAGGAAGCUCACAAGAUGGUUCGGGAAGCCAACGUGAAGCAGGCAACAUCAGAAAAGCAGUUGAAGGAGGCUUGGGGCAAGAUCGACAUGCUACAGGCAGAGGUGACAGCCUUGAAGACACUGGUCAUCACAUCCACACCGGCCUCUCCCAACCGUGAGCUCCACCCACAGCUGCUGAGCCCCACCAAGGCUGGACCCCGAAAGGGCCACUCACGCCAAAAGAGCACCAGCUCCCUCUGCCCUGUUGUGUGCCCCACUGCAGGGCGUAUCCCCACCCCAGACAAAGACGGCAAGGAGGUGGACACGACGCUGUUUGCAGAGUUCCAGGCUUGGAGGGCUUCACCUACCCUGGAUAAGAACUGCCCUUUCCUAGAAAGGGUAUACCGGGAGGACGUGGGCCCUUGCCUCGACUUCACAGUGCAGGAGCUCUCAGCUCUGGUUCGGACUGCUGUGGAGGACAACACACUCACCAUUGAGCCUGUGGCUUCACAGACUCUGCCCACUGUGAAGGUGCCCACUGUUGAGUGUAACAACACCAACACAUGUGCCCUGAGUGGACUGGCACGUACCUGCCACCAUCGAAUCCGCCUGGGGGACUCUGACAGCCACUAUUACAUCUCGCCAUCCUCCCGGGCCAGGAUCACUGCAGUAUGCAACUUCUUCACCUACAUUCGCUACAUCCAGCAAGGCCUGGUUCGGCAGGAUGUUGAGCCGAUGUUCUGGGAGAUCAUGAGGCUGCGGAAGGGGAUGUCACUAGCCAAGCUUGGCUUCUUCCCCCAAGAGGCCUAGGGCAUGGAUGGCCCCAGGCCUGAAGUAAGCUCUGAGCUAGAGCUAGAGCAAGUAGCUGCCUUGGGACAGAGACAGACAAGAAAUCCUGGAGCCAGCUCUGAGCCAGAAGCUGAAAGGACAGAUAAACAGCCAGGCUGUAGAGACAGUUCUGAGCCAGUACCACCCAUCCCUCCUGGGACAGACAAAAGGACAGCCUGGCUUGAACUUCAUGAGACGACCCUCUUGCCCACUGAGCUCUGUAGUCAACAAGAGAAUCUCAAGAAAGCAGCAAAGACCAAGGUGCUCGGAGCAAGGAGAUCAGCCCUAGGGAGAGGAACCUUGAGUAGCCAGUACCCCCACCACAAUCCCUUGCUGCUUACCAAUGCUCUCUUGCAACCUGCCGCGUCUUCAGAAAGGGACUGUUUUAGGGUAGCUGGAUUUCCAGGGUAUACUCUACCACAGACUCUAAGCCCUGGGACACGAGCACCCCCUUGUGGCCAUCUCUCACUCUGUCCCCAAGUGGCCUCUUUAGACUGCCUCAGUGGUAGGGCAAAAGUCUCCAAUCUGAACAAGGUGGAGGAGGGAUAACUGCCCUGAAGUGCUUUGAAGGUGAGUCCAAGAUCCCUCCUCCAUUCUUCUGCAUAGAGGCCUCUCUCUCCCCCUUCUCUCCACUUCAACACCAUCUCCAGGAGGCCCUGUUCCUAAAAUUGCCAAGAAGUCUGGGCCCUUUCUUUCCAAAGUGUACCACCAGGGGAACGUCAGGACGUAACCCUGGGCAGCCAUCCAGGCUGCAGGGGACCAGUGUGUGGGAUAGAAUGGAAAGGCUGGGCCAAGCAGGACAUGGACCCUGCCUUAUCCACCAUAGCCCACUGGGAACUAGGCUCGGGGGAUCCAACCUGGACAUAUCCCUCACCACGCCCCUAUUUCCUUCAAAUGGAAUGUAAUGCGAUCUGUAUUUAAUAAAGGAAGGCUUUGUUGGUAGGGG